AUGCCCAAAAUGGACGAAAGUGCGUGAGGUUUUGUUUGGUAAUAGAUUGUUACUACCAAAAAAUCGUAUUAAAACUUAAAUUGCAAAAUCUAUUAAUAAAUUAGUUCGAAAAGUGAUUCUAACAAGAUGGGCGACAAAAAGUACAAACAGAGUAAAGCAGAAAUAGCGAAGCAGUUUAACCUACCAGAGCGGCAAUCUAAGAUUACGACAUUGUUAAAUCAAGCCGGACAAGCUUAUUGCAUAUGUCGAUCUUCCGAUAGUUCUAGGUUUAUGAUAGCUUGCGACUCAUGCGAAGAGUGGUACCAUGGAGAUUGUAUCAAUAUAUCAGAGAGAGAAGCUAAAUACAUCAAGAACUACUUCUGUGAUCGCUGCAGAGAAGAAGAUCCUACCCUUAAGACCAGGUUCAGACCACAGAAGAGGGAGAAUGAUGGAGAUGUCGCUCCUCGAGAAGAUAGAAAGAAGAAAAAGAAAGAAAAGGAUCACUCGGAGAAUAAGUCUUCGAAGAGACAGAGCAAUAAGGAUGGUUGCGGAGACUGCCCAGGAUGUCUGCAGAUUAAUGAUUGUGGACAUUGCGAAGUGUGUGAGGAUAUGUACAAGUAUGGCAACAGUAAUAAAGUGAAGUUGAAGUGCAAAAUGCGUAUGUGCAUCAAGAGUAAAAAAGCAUCUAGACAAUCGAGCAGCAGCAACCGAAUCAAGAAGAAACAUCAUGAAAGAGAGCAACAUGAGCCAGAAGAGUCCCUCGCUCACUUACAAACAGCUGAAGCUCGACAGUGCUAUGGACCGCAGUGCACCAGAGUUGCACAGUUCGGGUCCAAGUACUGUUCCCCGCAGUGCGGUAUGAGGCUUGCUACUGCUAGGAUUUAUCAGGUGCUCCCACAACGGAUACAAGAAUGGUCACUUUCUUCGUGCGUGGCCGAGCAGAAGAAUCGCAAAGCGUUAGAAGUAGUGCGCGGGGGCAUCGCGCGUGCGCAGGCCGCCUUACGAACACUAGACACGCAACACUCAGACCUCGACGCGAUCGUGGCACGGGCGAAGAAUGCUACUAUUGUUUAUACCGAUGAUAAGGAUGCAGAUGACGAAACAUCAAUGUACUGUAUAACUUGCGGUCAUGAGAUCCACUCUCGGACUGCAGUGAAACACAUGGAGAAAUGCUUCGUGAAGUACGAGGCGCAGGCGUCGUUCGGCAGUAGACAUCGCACGCGUAUCGAUGGACAGAGCAUGUUCUGCGACUACUACAACCCUAUUAAUGCUACUUAUUGUAAGAGGUUGAGGGUGAUGUGCCCAGAACACUUCAAAGACCCAAAGGUCGGUGACAACGAUGUUUGCGGCUGUCCUCUCGUCCGCAACGUGUUCAAGCCGACGGGAGAUUUCUGCCGAGCCCCUAAGAAGGCUUGCUUGAAGCACUAUCAAUGGGAGAAACUGCGACGCGCUGAGAUCGACAUGGAGAGGGUUCGACAGUGGCUGAAGUUGGAUGAGUUGGUGGAACAGGAGAGGAGUAUUAGACUGGCUAUGGCUUCUAGAGCCGGAGUCUUAGGACUAAUGCUUCAUUCAACGUACAACCACGAGGUGAUGGAACGCAUCACAACCAAAGCGCCGGAGAAUGGGAAAGUCAAGGAAACCUCCUGACGCUCAAACGACGCGGGGUCCGAAAUAUCACGCGACUCACGCCCUUAAAUAAAUAAUAGACUACUUUAAUAUAGUUAAUAAUAAUGAAAAAGUGUAUUAAUAAAUAAUGAUUUU
Spodoptera litura is the source of this 1740-nucleotide messenger RNA. Its product is annotated as CXXC-type zinc finger protein 1. Gene Ontology annotation, molecular function: zinc ion binding; DNA binding. Gene Ontology annotation, biological process: positive regulation of DNA-templated transcription. The record is from RefSeq and is a predicted model, not a curated record. NCBI's taxonomy places the organism in Eukaryota, Metazoa, Arthropoda, Insecta, Lepidoptera, Noctuidae. Gene Ontology annotation, cellular component: Set1C/COMPASS complex.